AUGACAUUAUCUUCUUUCAAAACUUUGUCCAAAGAUCCUAAACCUGCAAAUAACUUAGCUUCUCAUCAAAUGACUCUCUACACUCAUUUAGACUUUCAAUCUAUGACCAAAAGAGCAGCGGAAGAAGCGACUCCUUCAACGGAUAGCAGCACAACUGGGCCAAACUUUUUGGGUUGCUAUAGAGAUCAAGUAGCAGAGCUCUUGUCUCAAGAAGAGAGGCUCUCUCAUCAUGAAGACGGGGACACUAAGAAGCCUUCUACUGAAAUUAUAGGAGCUGGGAUCUCAAGUCUAAAACGAGAGAAGUUGAAAGCCUUGUUAAGGCAGUGCGUGACAGAUCUUAUUCCAGGGGUUGAUGAGAUGCAGUCGCGUGCUCGCAGCAUGCUCCUAAUGUCUCAACUAAGUAACAAAAAACCAUCAAUCUCAGUAACCAAUGAAGAGGUGGAGGAUGAUAUACAAUUACUCAUGAAGUCUGAUCCUCGUCUUUUCAAGGAAAUAGUGAAGAAACAUACGGAUGAUGUACUUACCAGCCUGAACAACAUGCAGCAGCAAGCCGAGAAACUCCUUGACAAUGUGGCCACUUCAUGCAGACCUAUGAGCCGAGACGAGAAGCGAGAUCUUCAGAGAUCAAUCAAGGAGCUUCCUGGAGGAAAUCUAAAACGCAUUGCUGAAAUCAUCAAAAACCACCAUGCAGCUUCGGGGAAAGCUUUCUCUGAUGAGGUCACUGUCAACUUGGAGGAGGAAGAUAACGUAAUGCUUUGGAGAUUGCAUUUCUAUGUGGCCGCGGUGAAAAGUGCAAGGAAACUAGCAAGCUAGGUAGUAGUAGAGGUACAUAUCACAUUACUCUUUUAUCCCUUGUCCCGAAGUUGUGAGUAUGUUAAGAACUGACAAGGAGAAAAAAAACUUAGCACUCAAGGUUUUAUCAGCUUGGGUUUUUUUUAGCAUUUUAAACAGAAAGAUCCGACCGGUUGUGGUUACAGUGCAGAGCUUUUUUUAAAAAAAAAAACUUUUGUCUGCUUUGAACAAAGAAUAUGCGAAAUGUAG
Brassica oleracea var. oleracea is the source of this 1041-nucleotide messenger RNA. RefSeq names its product bromodomain testis-specific protein. The coding region runs from base 1 to 813 and encodes 270 amino acids. The record is from RefSeq and is a predicted model, not a curated record. The transcript is spliced from 7 exons. Lineage: Eukaryota; Viridiplantae; Streptophyta; Magnoliopsida; Brassicales; Brassicaceae.